AUGUGCAUGGCUGAAAUGGUGACUUACCUUCCGAUCUCUUCGCCAUUCAUCCGGUUUGCUGGUCGUUAUGUGGACGAGGCCUUUGGCUUCGCUGCAGGCUGGAAUUUUUUCAUUUUCGAGGCUAUGCUAGUGCCUUUUGAGAUCACAGCUUGCAACGUCAUCAUCCACUACUGGAGCGAUAUCGUACCGGCCGGUGGAAUCAUUGCCAUCAUUAUCGUUCUCUAUGGGCUUAUUAACUUGCUUGCCGUCCACUGGUAUGGCGAGUCCGAAUUCUGGGCUGCGCUGGGAAAGGUGCUUCUGAUCGUUGCGCUCAUCAUUUUCACGUUUAUUACCAUGCUUGGUGGUAAUCCUCUGCAAGAUCGAUUCGGCUUUAGCCCCGACUACGUCUCGAUGGCCGCUGGCGAAGCCGAGAACCCACGAGUUGUGAUGCCACGGGCUUUCAAUGCCGUUUUCUACCGUCUCACUGCAUUUUUCGUCCUUGGUUCCUUGGCUGUUGGCAUCCUGGUCCCGUACAAUGAUGCUGAGAUGUCCGAAGCCUUUAGCACCGGCAAACCAGGUGCUGCAGCCAGCCCAUAUGUCGUCGCCAUGAAUCGAAUGAAGAUUCGCGUUUUACCGGAUAUUGUGAACGCGAUGGUGCUCACGGCUGCUUUCUCAGCCGGUAACAGCUACGUAUACUGCGCGUCUCGUUCCCUGUAUGGCAUGGCGCUUGAGGGCAAAGCGCCGGCAUUCUUCACCAAGUGUACCCGCAACGGAGUGCCACUUUAUUGCGUGCUCGUUGUCCUGGCACUCUCUCUGCUUUCCUUCCUACAGGUUUCGAACAAUGCUGCCCAAGUCCUACAGUGGUUUGUCAACCUUGUGACCGCCUCUCAGCUCAUCAAUUUCGCCGUUAUGUGCUUCACAUACAUCCGGUUCCACAAGGCUCUUGCGGCUCAGGGGAUGAGCCGGGACUCGCUUCCAUACAAGGGCUUCCUACCGCAGCCCUUCAGUGCCUGGUAUGGGCUGGUUGGAACUUUCAUCAUGACUUUCGUCGGUGGCUACACGGUCUUCCUACCUGGGAAUUGGGAUAUCCCUACGUUCUUCUUUUCAUAUACCAUGAUCGGCGUCUGCCCUAUCCUGUUUAUCGGCUGGAAGAUCAUCAAGAAGAGCAAGUUUUAUAAGCCUGCCGAGGUAGACCUUUUUAAGAACCUUGAGGAGAUCGAGGAAUAUCAAGCCAACUACAUACCAUCGCCUCCCAAGAAUUGGUUUGAGCGCACGUUAAACUUUUUGUUCGGCUAA
Phaeoacremonium minimum UCRPA7 is the source of this 1275-nucleotide messenger RNA. RefSeq names its product putative amino acid permease protein. Bases 1 to 1275 code for a protein of 424 amino acids. Gene Ontology annotation, biological process: amino acid transmembrane transport. The record is from RefSeq and is a predicted model, not a curated record. The transcript is spliced from 9 exons. Lineage: Eukaryota; Fungi; Ascomycota; Sordariomycetes; Togniniales; Togniniaceae. Gene Ontology annotation, molecular function: amino acid transmembrane transporter activity. Gene Ontology annotation, cellular component: membrane.